Messenger RNA from Strongylocentrotus purpuratus (purple sea urchin), 991 nucleotides. Its product is annotated as scavenger receptor cysteine-rich type 1 protein M130-like. Lineage: Eukaryota; Metazoa; Echinodermata; Echinoidea; Camarodonta; Strongylocentrotidae. Bases 332 to 991 code for a protein of 219 amino acids. Gene Ontology annotation, cellular component: membrane. The record is from RefSeq and is a predicted model, not a curated record. The transcript has 3 exons.
UUUCCGGUCAACUGGUCAAGAAAUGAAUGCCCAGGGUCUAUGGUAAAAUGAUAAAGUAAGAGGAGGCACAUAGAAGCAGACAGACAGAUCGGGGAGGGGCCUGGGUGGCAACGAACGUAAUGUUCCAUUAUCGUUACAAAAAGACUUUGUGUGUCCAGACAGGUUGUGUAUCCGGAUAAUUGAUUUAAAACAGCAAUUUUGUUUGAUGAAUAAUUUUCGUUAAAUCCGAAAGCAAAAGAAAAGGCUUUAAGUUUGUUAAGUGUCCGGACACCCAGCCACCCAGCAUAUAAUAUAUUACUUUGUCAAAAAUAAUCCGUUUUAUUUUCUAGAUAUGGAGAUUCGUCUGAUGUAUGGCAUGAAUUCAGCUGAAGGAGCUGUUGUUAUGUACAAGGACAAUCGCUGGUGGCCGAUCUGUGGCGAAUCGUGGACACACACGGAAGCUAAGAUUGUUUGUAAACAAUUAGGCUUCCCCUAUCCCUAUGCCGAAUCACAUUCUCUUCCAGCUUAUAUUGACAUGAAUGUAAGUCGAGGGAUGAAUUGGUUGGAUGGAUUCCAAUGCGGUGGCCAUGAGUCUCAGUUAAAAUGGUGCAGGUAUGCAGGAUGGGGUUACUGUACCAGCAGGUUAGCUGCAGGUGUGACGUGUCAUAGGCCUACAGUUUCAGAAAGCAGUAUAUUCGAAUCGAAUUAUCUAUGGCCGCUUGCUAUGGUGAUGUUCGGUGGUUUCACGAUCUUCGUUUGUUACAAAAAAGCACGUGAGCAACAUAAUAUGCAGACAACAACUCUACAUCAACAUACCUUAAGCCUUGAAGAAUCUGAUGAUGAGAAUCCUCCUGAAACGGGAAACCAAGUCUACCCCGACUCGGUGAUCCAUCAUCAUAACGCUGCAUUCAAUGGCGGGAACUUGAAGACCACCUACACAACACGACCGCUAUCCAGGACCUACAAGGGCACCUAUCCAUGGCCGAUGUGCAAGGGGAAUCUUCUAACUUGA